AUGAUUAAAUACAUGAAAUACUUCGAAAGAAUAACGCCCUCCUCAGCACCUUGGGGAGGUGGUCAGCCCGAUCACAAAAGACAUACUUCGCAGCGGAGCUCGAUUACCUGUACUCAGCCCAUAGAAGAUUUGGCUGAAAAGCCCGAAGAAGAUGAGACCCAUGACAUGGAAAAUGCAGUCUUAGCUGAACUACCCUCACUGUAUGUUGUCAGCCCAAAAACGGACAAGGAACAUCCCAUUCAUGGUGCCGCAAACCCUCGUCAUGCUCUGAUCCCCUUGGUCCAGUGGAAUUGGUCUCACACUUGGCCACCGUACGAUGACAGCGUCAGUUUCCCAGAAGUCGACGAGAAGAGGAACAGGCUCAGCUCCUCUCGUAUCAGCCCCACGCCCGUAGUCAACAAGGAGACAAUACUACACUCAGUGAGUCCCACAAACAUUCAGUGGACUAAGACUGUAAGAGUCAUCACGCCACCGCUUCGAGUAGGCAUCCCGUGGGGUGUUAAAGCCACCGCAGAACUGCACAGAAGUCCCGAACGCCUUCCGUCACCAGGCCCAUCAAUCCUCAAAACUUCAUCUCCUAUCAAAUCAAGCUCUUUGCGAGUACAGAGACUCGACACCCCCGCAAUAAAACCGACACCGUAUCUCCAGAAGAACAUCACCACUUUUGAUCAACAAAACAUGUUUGAUUGGCCCCUUGAUUCGGAUUCUUACCCUCCCUUCAACAAAGGGUAUCGCAGCAAGUUUCCAGAGAUGAGAAACAAGUCAGCCAGAGCGAGUCUGCCGCCCGCUACAAAGCUGGGGUACUACGCAGAUCAACGCAGUUGUGAUAAAGACGCGGAUCUGGUAAAGCGCAGAUGGGAGGUGAAACUUAGCGCUAUUGGCAGGCGCCGAAAGAAGAAAGAUUAUUAUUCGAAAAUUAUAGAAAGAAAGAUGUUGAUGGAAGAGAGGUUGGCCAAAGCAUGGAUAGAGGAGCAAAAGGAAGGGGAAGGGAAGGGGAAAGAAGGAGGGAGAUUCAGCCUGUUGCUCGUGGAAUAUAAUAAUAUUGCAGAUGAUCGCUGGAGUAGACGAUAA
Molecule: messenger RNA, 1071 nt
Organism: Kwoniella shivajii
Lineage: Eukaryota; Fungi; Basidiomycota; Tremellomycetes; Tremellales; Cryptococcaceae
Exons: 1
Coding region: 1-1071 (356 amino acids)
Source: RefSeq, a predicted model, not a curated record